AUGUGUAGAUAUGAAAUAGAAAUACAAGGAGUUCAUGUAAAGGUGAGUAUAGUAGAUCGAGCUGCUCUUGUAGAUGCACAUAUUGCAGAGCUAAGGUCUUCCUUUGAGAGGCUGCCUUGUGUGGCUCCUCUUGUGGCAUUUGAUAUUAAGUGCAUCCCAAGAUACAAUGGUGCAGCUUUGUUGAUUCUCUGUGCAGGAAGUCACUGCCUCAUAGUUCAGCUCUACUACAUAGAUUCAUUUCCUGGAUCUUUGAAGAGGUUUUUGAAUGAUCAAAAUGUGUGUUUUGUGGGAGUUGGAGUGCAGGAAAAACUCAGCAAACUGAGACAUUGGCCACAGAUGUGUGGGUGUAAGACAGGUGUAGAAUUGGGUCAUUUGGCUGCUAGGGUUCUUAAGAAGCCCAAUCUUGAUGAUGAUGGGUGUGAUUUAGUUGAGUUAGCAAGUGAAGUUGGGCUCUUCUAUGGGGAACCCAAAAGUGUUAAUAAUGCUUUCUCAGACUGGACUGCUAGGGUUUUUUCACAUGAACAGGUAAAGCAUGCCAUCUAUGAUGCUUAUGCUUCUUAUAUGGUUGCAAACAGUCUCUUGAGUUUGCUUUAA
Messenger RNA from Corylus avellana, 594 nucleotides. RefSeq lists its product as uncharacterized. Gene Ontology annotation, molecular function: 3'-5' exonuclease activity; nucleic acid binding. The record is from RefSeq and is a predicted model, not a curated record. Gene Ontology annotation, cellular component: nucleus; cytoplasm. NCBI's taxonomy places the organism in Eukaryota, Viridiplantae, Streptophyta, Magnoliopsida, Fagales, Betulaceae. Gene Ontology annotation, biological process: nucleobase-containing compound metabolic process.